UUGCGGCCGAGGCCAUGGCCGGGUAAGGGGGGGACACGGUCCCGGUGUCUCGGUCCCGGUGUCUCAGUCCCUGUCACCCAAUCCCGGUCACCGAGGAGCGGUGGUGCCGGACGCUGCCCGUUCCUUUCCCUGAGGGACAGCGCUUCACCGCUUCCCCUCAGCGCGGGCCUGCGGCCGGGAGGCAGAGGCUCGGCUCGGUGUGGGAGGAUAGCAGGGCUGCAAGAGGCACAUCGGUGAUGCUGUAGCACAUGAAGAGUGUGAGAGGACUCUUGGCUGCCUCUGUCAUUUCCAUCCAGAACUCCUGCUUCAUCUAUCCUGCCUGUCAAAACUGCUUUUCUAGGCUGAUACUGGAUUCUAGGAGGUUUAACUGUCCAAAAUGUGGCUGCACAGGUGAAGCUAAAGAUGCGAGCUACAGAUACAGAUUGUCCCUAAAGAUUGCUGACACUAAUGAUUUGUUUGACAUCACUGUGUUUGGAAGUUGCUUAGAUCCAUUCUUUGGGGUCCCCGCAGAAAAUCUGCAGAGGUAUAUUCAAGACUUCAAUCAGCUGUCAGGAGAAACAAACACAGAUGUAUCUCAAGCAGUGUUGUUUCAAGCAGUGGAAACCUGUUUCAUUGGAAAAAGAUUUAUAUUUGGAGUGAAGGGUUGGGCAAGGGAAGAUGGAGGCCAUCCUGCUGCCAGCAGCAUCUUGCAGAACUGCUCCAGAAUUAAUAGAAGCACAAAAACCCUUACAGCUUGCCAGCUCUUCCUGCCAAACGCUGCUGUUACUGGCUUUACUGUUAUCAGCUACUUCCAUCGGCUCCUGCAGUCAGCAAAACUCAGGAGCUGUAGUAACAGCUCAGAUUUACCUGACACAUCAGCAGCUGCAGCAGAUGAAGCUGUCAGUGAGCUCAGCAGCUUGUCUAGCCUGAGCAGAAACUCCUGCUCUGUUCAGCCUAGUGGCAGAGAAAGUCCUUUAAGGUCCUGGCAGGAGUCCUUGAGUCUGACUUCAUCUGUUGCUUGGGUAACAGCAGAAGACUUUCCCACUCUGGAAGUGGGAAAGCUGGCGAGUGAACAGCAUGAACAAGAGGGGAGGCCUGUCCCUGCAGAAUCCUGCAGUGUGAGCCUCAACAGUCAAACUCCCUGGGAUUCACCGUUUUGCAGCUCUGCUGUGAAGGAAGGGGAUAAAGAGGAGCAUAAUGAGUUGAGUUCACAGCCUUGUCAGAGUGACAGUACCUCUGCAACUGAUGAAUUAGAGAGAAUAUCCUCUUCAGAGUGUUCACAUGGAACCAGUUCCAGGUUGUUCCAACAUCCCUUGGAAUCUGAGGUACAAAGCGCUUACCCAAAGACUGAUGGCAGAAAUUAUUCUUGCCCAGAAAAAUCCCACAACUCCCUUUUAUCCAAGAAAGAUGCCUCAGCUUCUAGUCACAUAAAUGUGACUGGAGUGUCUCAGAUGGACUCUAUGCUGUGGGAUGAGCUCGCAUUCUCAGAAAGCCUAAAUGAAUUCUUAGCCAGAAUAGAAGAAGGCAAAAGCAUCACAUCAUCACCCAACUUGGAUGCAGGCAAACAUCCUGAAAGGAGCAGGUUGGGUGCAAAUCCUGACAAAUCAUGUCUCAGGCAAACCCUUGUAGCUGCUGAUUUGCCUGAAGCAAGUGUCUCCAGGAAGGUCUUGCCACCAGCAAACAGUGAUAGCUGGGAGAAUGUAUUGUUUGCUUGUCUUCAGUCACAUGCACAUCCUCAGAGUGAUGCGGUGUCACAGCGUGAGUCUUCCUCUAGUGUUUUAUCUGACAAGGAAUCUUGCUUUAUACCUAACCCUCAUCUACCUAUUCUGUCACAAUCCUUGCCAGUUACAACAGAGCCUUCUGUUUCUGAGAGCAGAUACGUGCAGUCCAAAGCAGCAAAUACUGACAUUUCGAAAUCAUCUUGGUCUUUUCUUAAUCACUGUGCUGCUAAACAUGGAGAAACCUGUUUAAAGAGGAGUGAGGCAGCUCCCUGUGUGCAUUCUGUGCAUGGCAGCUGCUUAGCUGGUUGGGAAAAUAAAGAAAACUCUUCUUCUACACCAAGCCAAAGAGCAGGUCUUACACUCACAGGGAGAUGGGAUUCUGAUGCAGCAACUCCCAGCAAUACAAGAAGGAUUUAUGAAAGAGAAUUAAAGCCAUUGACAGAAGUGUCAGAAAACACCUUCAAAAGUGUUAAUAGGAGAGAGACACUGUGGAACAGUAUCUUCCCCGAAGGCAGCUACGAUGCUUCUGCUGAUCUCUUUGAUGCAAGAGAAAGGAAAUCAUGUCAUUCUUUAAUAAAGGGAGAUGAUACUUUGACAGAUAAGGUCACAACUCCUGAAUUAGUGCUUCAUGCUGGAGAUGUUCCCUAUAACACUUCAAAACGGACCUCAUCCCAACACAGUUCCCUCGUGCUUUUAGGAAGCACAGUACACCAGUGACAUCCUCCUUUUGCAAUGCGCAGUGCAGUUCAGUCAGCGCUCAAGACUUUGUUCCUUAUUCACAGUCCACUCCUAUGGCAAAACCUCUCCAGAAGCUGUGGCCUGUUGGGGAAAGAAGCUCUUUUGUCACUGUC
Molecule: messenger RNA, 2551 nt
Organism: Melopsittacus undulatus (budgerigar)
Lineage: Eukaryota; Metazoa; Chordata; Aves; Psittaciformes; Psittaculidae
Gene: DDIAS
Product: DNA damage induced apoptosis suppressor
Exons: 5
Coding region: 249-2417 (722 amino acids)
Biological process (GO): negative regulation of intrinsic apoptotic signaling pathway in response to DNA damage
Cellular component (GO): cytoplasm; nucleus
Source: RefSeq, a predicted model, not a curated record